UGUCAUUUUUAUCGAGACCUUGGAAAAUGUCCCUGUCUGGCUGGGUGUGUGUGGUCACAGGAGCCUCCAGAGGAAUCGGCCGGGGAAUCGCUCUGCAGCUGUCUGAGGCCGGAGCCACCGUCUACAUCACAGGACGCCAGGAGAACACGCUGAAACAAACGGCUGCUCAGGUUAAGGAGAGAGGUGGAAACUGUGUGCCGGUUAUCUGUGAUUCUACUAAAGACGGAGACAUUGAAGAGCUGUUUGAGCAGAUUAAACGUGAACAGAACGGCCGACUGGAUAUCCUGGUUAACAACGCCUACGCUGGAGUACAGGCUAUCUUUGAGAACAUCGGGACCAAGUUCUGGGAACUUGAUCCAACCAUUUGGGAUUCCAUCAACAACACAGGUCUCAGAGGCCACUAUUUCUUCUCAGUUCAUGCAUCCCGCAUGAUGGUGGCUCAGGGUCGGGGUCUGAUAGUCACCAUUUCAUCUAUCGGGGGACUGAUGUAUCUCUUCAAUGUGCCAUAUGGUGUUGGAAAAGCUGCAUGUGACCGGCUAGCAGCAGACAUGGCUGUUGAUCUGAAAAACAGAGGAGUGGCUUCUGUCAGUCUGUGGCCGGGAGCGGUACAAACAGAGCUGGUGACUCAGUACAUACUGGAGAAAGAAACACCACAGGGUGUCACUCCUAAGCUUAAAGAUGUAUGUGCCAAUGGAGAAACCCCAGAAAUGAGCGGGAAGUGCAUUGUGAACCUGGCCAAAGAUAAAAAUCUGAUGUCCCUGACUGGGAAAGUGCUCAUGACUUGUGACCUGGCGAGGCGCUACGGGUUAAAAGAUGUCGAUGGACGGAGUGUUGCUGAUUUCACCUCCCUCAGGUUCCUGCUGAGCCAGGUCCCCUAUCUCUCCUGGCUGUCAGCUGUCGUCCCUUCAUUCCUCCGUGUGCCACGCUUCGUGCUCACUCUGGCUAGUGGACGCUUCUAAAAACAUUUCUAGUCUUAUGGAGUCUUAUAGGGCUAUUUUGUCCAUUUUUGAAUCCUUUUCAAG
This is a messenger RNA of Centropristis striata (black sea bass), 1022 nucleotides long. Its product is annotated as dehydrogenase/reductase SDR family member 1-like. The coding region runs from base 27 to 959 and encodes 310 amino acids. Lineage: Eukaryota; Metazoa; Chordata; Actinopteri; Perciformes; Serranidae. The transcript has 9 exons. The record is from RefSeq and is a predicted model, not a curated record.